This is a messenger RNA of Trifolium pratense (red clover), 2479 nucleotides long. RefSeq names its product cyclic dof factor 1-like. The transcript is spliced from 2 exons. NCBI's taxonomy places the organism in Eukaryota, Viridiplantae, Streptophyta, Magnoliopsida, Fabales, Fabaceae. Bases 644 to 2041 code for a protein of 465 amino acids. Gene Ontology annotation, molecular function: DNA binding; DNA-binding transcription factor activity. The record is from RefSeq and is a predicted model, not a curated record. Gene Ontology annotation, biological process: regulation of DNA-templated transcription.
GUACAAAACCUUUUCUUUUUUAGAUCAAUUGAUAUUCAAAGAUUAUGAUUAAUGUGUAGAAGAUGAAAUUAGCAACAAAAAAAAAGAAGAUAGGAAAGAGGUGAAAGUCAAACAUUGAAUGUGAGAGUUGUAAGCAAAUUUGACCACAAGUAUAGAAGAUAUGAAAGAGUUGAAAAGUAAUAUGCAAAAAGGCAAAAAAAAUUGAAAGUGCUGACAGGGAGGAAAAAGGGAUAUGACAGAACAGCACUAUCUUUACAAACGAUGUGAGGGAAUCCAACUGCAUUCCAAGAUCUCAUAGGCCACAACAACUUGUGGCUCACAAUUUUCUCUUCUUUGCUGAUGUGGCACCAUAUUUUCUCUUACCCACCUUAGUUAAUAAAAAAACAAUAAAUAAAACCUUCAAACCACUUCAUACACAAAUUUUCUAUGUCUUCCCUCCUUCUCUUUCUCUCUCUCCCUCUUUCUCUCUUUGAUCCAUCAAUGACUAUAUAAAAAUCCCAUUUUUUACAACAAUUAACAGAACAUAUGGUUAUAAAUUAAAAGUUACUGAACACUUCAACAACUUCUAUAUAUUCCUCAUCAUAAUUAUCUCCUCAUUUUUUCUGAAACUGAACCUGAACCUGAUUCAGAUCAUUACAGAGAAAUGACAGAGGUUAAAGACCCUGCGAUAAAGCUUUUUGGAAGGACAAUUCCACUUCCACUGAUCAUCCCAAAUGACUCUUCAUCUCCCUCUUCUUCUCCGCCAGAAUUCAGCUCUGCAAUACAACAAGAAACUGAGGAACCGUCAAGGAAAGAACCCGCCACAACACAAGAUGAUGAUGCCUCACAACAAACCGCAGAGGAUUUAAAAUCUCUCACAACAUCUUCAGUCAUACUUGAGAAUCCUCCUAAGACCCCCUCAGCUGAAACCGAGAAUUCAUUAUUGAAAUCUUCUACAAAUGGAGAACAAAGCGAGACUAGUGUUUCCGAAGAAAAAACUCUAAAGAAACCCGACAAAAUAAUUCCAUGUCCGCGAUGCAAUAGUAUGGACACCAAAUUUUGUUACUUCAACAAUUACAACGUCAACCAGCCUCGUCAUUUUUGCAAAAAAUGUCAAAGAUACUGGACUGCAGGAGGCACAAUGAGAAAUGUUCCUGUUGGUGCUGGUCGCCGCAAGAACAAGAACUUAUCUAGCUCGCAUUAUCGACACUUGAUAAUUCCAGAGGCUGCUAAACUUAAUUCCCCUAAUGGAUUACAUAUGGGAAAUGGAGCAGCUGUAUUGGCGUUUGAUUCAGGUUCACCGCUUUGUAAUACCAUGGCUUCUGUGUUGAACAUUGCUGAGAGAACACAGAAUUGUGUGCCAAAUGGUUUUCAUCAUCCAAAUUCCUAUGGUGGGGAAAGUGGUCACUCGAACGCAGUUUCGGUUACAACUUCAACUUCAUCAGAGAGGAAAGGCCACGCUGACACAAAUGGAUCAGUGGAUAAAAGAGUUGAAGGUUUCCCUCCUCAAUUGCAAUAUAUUCCAAGUCCCCUUUUGCCUUAUCCAUGGAGUUCUGCAAUGCCUCCUCCUGCAUUUUGUCCACCAAACUAUCCAUUAGCAUUCUAUACUCCAGUAACUCCGCCUGCAUAUUGGGGUUGUGUGCCACCGCCAUGGAAUAUGCCAUGUAUCUCAUCAGAAAGUGCUUCUGUUAACCACAGUGACUCUGCUCAUAGUUCUGUCCCAUAUUCACCUACUUUGGGGAAACAUUCAAGAGAUGGAAACAUCAUUACCUCAGUCAACUCACAAAAAGAAAAGCCGGAUAACGAACACAAUAAUACCGAAAGCAGCGUUUUGAUCCCGAAAACACUUAGAUUUGACGACCCAAAUGAAGCCGCAAAGAGUUCAUUAUGGUCAAAGCUUGGGAUCAAUAACGACAAAGCCAGUUCAAUCAAUGGAGGAGGCAUGUUCAAUGGAUUUCAAUCCAAAGGAAAGGACAUGAAUCACUCGGUUGAGGCGUCGCCGCUGAUGUAUGCCAACCCUGCAGCUUUAUCGCGGUCCCGUACCUUCCAAGAGGGAACCUGAUUGGAAAUUGCAUUGAAAUACAUCAGAUUUUCAUUGUGUUGAUGCACACUGUCAUCAGAGUUGUAGUUAUAACAGUGCAACCUCAUUCUGCUGACAAGUUCUUGCUCUUGAUUAUUCUCAAAGAAAGGAAGUAUAGUUCACCAACCUCCAUGCAAGAUUCCUAGGACAACAGUGUUGUACUUUACCAGUUUAGCUUCAGUAGCUGUUAUCUUCAGCCUGUCUAAGUGAACAGGUGUUUCUGCUGCAGAUUUAGAGUAAAUAUCUUGAUGUACAUAUAUAUAUGAGAGACAAGGAAAACAAGAUGGAAAAGAGAAAGGAAAUGAGAUUCUUAGGCUAAAAUCCAAUUGUUUAGAAUAAACUUGUUAAGUCUUCAUUGGAAGCCUGUUAUUUUGUUACCUUUUUUUUGGAGAUUCUCUACUACAAUAAUUUUAGUCUCAA